Messenger RNA from Eucalyptus grandis, 812 nucleotides. Its product is annotated as copper transporter 1. Gene Ontology annotation, biological process: intracellular copper ion homeostasis; copper ion transmembrane transport. Gene Ontology annotation, cellular component: plasma membrane. NCBI's taxonomy places the organism in Eukaryota, Viridiplantae, Streptophyta, Magnoliopsida, Myrtales, Myrtaceae. The transcript has a single exon. Gene Ontology annotation, molecular function: copper ion transmembrane transporter activity. Bases 155 to 607 code for a protein of 150 amino acids. The record is from RefSeq and is a predicted model, not a curated record.
UUUCGUCUGGAGCUUUCAAAGGGGGUCAUUGCCGUUUGAACGCAGAAAAGUUAGCAGUGCUCGAGGAGUAUAAUAUCCUUCACUCUUCGGUACGACCACAUCUCACCCCAUAUCCCUACUUCGCGCCUUCGUUCUCGCCGCUCAAGCUCCGGCCAUGAAAGACACGAACGAAAUGCCCGGCUGGGGCGGGAAGCACAACAUGUGGCACCACCAACACAUGACCUUCUUUUGGGGCGCGCACUCCGAGAUCCUCUUCUCCGGCUGGCCGGGCAAUCGGUCCGGCAUGUACGCCCUCGCCCUCCUCUUCGUCUUCUUCCUCUGCGUCUUCGUGGAGUGGCUGUCCCACUGCCGCCCCUUCCUCCCCGACAAGCCGGGCGUCGCGGCCGGCGCCCUCCGGUCGCUGCUGCACGCGCUGCGCAUGGGGCUCGCAUACCUGGCCAUGCUCGCCCUCAUGUCCUUCAACGGCGGCGUUUUCCUCGCGGCCAUCGCCGGGCACUUGAUAGGGUUCAUGGCGUUCGCGAAGCCGGAGGAGGUGCGCCCCCCGCUAGCAGGGAAGGCCGACGCCACCGAUCCAUCACAGACAGCUGCUGAUUCGCGGUGGGGAUGAGGCGGGCGUUGAUGCUUUGGACAUGAAAUGGAUUGACUGGUUGAAGAUGAGUGUCUGUUUGCUUUUUUUGCUUUUGUGUUAGUGUCUUAUUUCAUGUAUAGUUCGUUGCAUAUCCGACUGCUGUAUUUUGCUGGAAUUUCGUGUACUACUUGAAUAAAUUGAGCUUUCUUUGUAAUAAUAUUAAAAAUCAUCGUAAGUCUUACUA